AAAAUGGUGGGCGGGGGAGGGAUUUGUAGCUAUACUACCUAUAAUAUUUUGUUAGAACUUUCAGGAAAAGGUGGAUAGACACACACACACAUACACACACACACACACACACACACACACACACACACACACACACACACACACACACAAAGAAAAAACAAAGAGUGGGCUACCUAAAGUUUUACUCAUGUAUGAUUUUUCUAAUAUACUUAGACAGGUUUUAAAAAUGAAAAGACACCAAACUAAUUUGAAUAAGUACAUUUUUACUUGCCUCGUAAUCUUGUUGCUAUGGAGAUUCACAGAGGUGAAAAUGAAAGUAAAGUGGUGGUUGGGUGGAUCCUGCUCUACUUCCAUUUCUGUCCAUUUGGAGGUUUAGGUUUGCACACUCACAGAUUUCUGUUCAGAGUUAUCCAGCUCAGAAGUAUUUGUAGUUACACCCACUUGAGAAGGAUUGUAACUUAUUGCAGUGUCACUUGAUCUGAAGCACAAUGCUGUCUCAAUCUGAUGACGAUUGCCUAAUAACAGAGGAGGAAAUGAAACAGCUUAUUGAAACUAUAUCUACUCAGGAUAUCACAUCAGCAGCAAACACGAUCAACGAAUACCUCAAACAGCAAGAUCGUGUUGAGCUAAAUAUUGGUGUGACGGGGGAGUCUGGUUCUGGAAAGUCCAAAUUUGUCAAUGCUUUUAGAGGCUUAGGGGAUGAAGAAGAGGGCUCUGCCGAAACAGGUGUAGUGGAGACCACUAUGAAACCUGAAGUUUACUGUCACCCAAAAUACAAAAAUGUAAAAGUGUGGGAUCUCCCUGGCAUUGGAACACCAAACUUCAAAGCUGAAAAUUACCUUAAACAGGUUGAGUUUGACCGCUAUGAUUUUUUCAUCAUCAUUGCUUCAGAGCGGUUUAGAGAAUGCCACACCCAGCUGGCCUCGGAAAUCAUGAGAAUGGGGAAGAAAUUUUAUUUUGUCCGUUCCAAGAUUGACGUUACAAUUGAUGGUGAAAAAAAUAAAACAAGCUUUGACAAGGAAAAGAUCCUGGAUACCACUUGGAAGGACUGUGAAAAUGGACUGAGAAAAAUUGGCCUAGAGGACCCUGUUGUGUUUUUGAUCUCUAGCUCUGAGCUUGGCAGCUUUGAUUUCAAUCUACUGCAGGAAAGGAUCGCUAAAGAGCUUCCUCAGCAUAAGAGACAUGUGCUGAUUCUGUCUUUGCCAAAUAUCACACUGGAGAUUAAUGAGAGAAAGAAGAAAGCUCUAAAGAAAAACAUUGGAAGAAUUGCCUUCGUAUCUGCUUGUGUGGCAGCAGUUCCUGUUCCUGGUCUUUCGAUAGCUGUGGAUUUAGCCAUCAUAGUAAAUGAGAUAAGAACGUACUGCAACGCCUUUGGUCUGGAUAAGAAAUCUCUGCUGAAUCUCUGCAAAAGAUCUGGGAAGAGCAUAGAAACUCUGGACAGUCUUAUGACCUCAAUCUGGCAUAAAGGAUUAUGCACAAGUUCAGUGUUAUCUAUGCUGAGUGUGGCAUCAGUUUUAAUAACAGAAGAUGUUGUUGAGCGUGUCUUUACCUUUAUACCCAUUUUAGGCUCUGUUGUGGCAGGGGGUCUGUCUUAUUUGACUGUCUCAAUAAUGCUCAAGAAAGCUCUGAAUGAUAUAGCAGAAGAUGCAAGAAAAGUGCUAAUGGCUGCCCUGGAGACUGACCUGGAGAAAUGUAAAUAAACAUGUAUAAUUAGACAGAAUUAUGGAGGAUGUUCUCUGUCUUUACAUGUGAAAUUUACUCAUCUAUCUCCUCCGGAAAUUACACACAAUUUCAGUAGUGACUUGAGUAAAAAAAUAAAAAAAUCUCACUGCCUACCACUGGUCAAGCUGGCAUAGAAGAAAGUGUUUUAAAAUAUCAACAAUUAGAGACUUCACCUUUAGGCACUUGGUUUUAGGGUUUAUAAACGUAUAAACAGUAAAUCAAUCAUAAUUUUAAACAGUUAUCUCGCCUUCAAACGUUACAUUUGUUUUGAUGUUGUUUUCUGGCCUGAUUUUUUUAAUGUGUUGGUAUGGGUAUAUUUUUUAAGCUACUGUUGUAAUUGACUAAUAUUGUUAUCCUUUUGAAUAUAUUUGCCAUAUGAGCUUGAUUGUAUUGCUUACUGUGUCUUUAGCUUACAUGUCUGAGGUCACAAGUAAAGCCUCUGCUUCAUACAGUAUUUGAGGAUGUUACUUCUGUUUGAGGAUGUUUUUGUAUCAACAGUUUUUCAACUUUGAAAAAAGAUAUAAGUCUGUAGAUAUAAAAUGUAUUUGUUUGAAUCAUAAUACUUUUUCAUUUAGUAUUUCAAUUAUCACAUAACCCCAUUACAAUUAUAGGUUUUAUGAAUGUGAAUGUAACAUCAAAUUUUGUGUUCUUCUUGUUCAAUUGUAUCCUCGACUAUUACAGUAUGUAUAAUAAAAAAUGUAUUAUUAUGUAUAUUAAGUUCAAAAUAAAGUAAUCAAAAGUA
Messenger RNA from Myxocyprinus asiaticus (Chinese sucker), 2464 nucleotides. Its product is annotated as interferon-inducible GTPase 5-like. The record is from RefSeq and is a predicted model, not a curated record. Gene Ontology annotation, molecular function: GTP binding. NCBI's taxonomy places the organism in Eukaryota, Metazoa, Chordata, Actinopteri, Cypriniformes, Catostomidae. Bases 489 to 1700 code for a protein of 403 amino acids. The transcript is spliced from 4 exons. Gene Ontology annotation, cellular component: membrane.